UGUGCAAAAAGCUUAGCAGCUCAGGAAGAGGAAAAUAAGAAAAACAGGAGAGUGAAGGGAUAGAUAACAAUAAUAAACAGGUGAGAAAGUGGAGAGAAGGCGGCGGGACUUUUGUGACAGUCUGGCUGCCUGCGCAUUCACUAGAGUGGACUAACGCUGGUACGGCUGUGGGGCUCUGUCCUCAGGUGUAUUUUACAAGCAAGGCCCAAGCUGCUCGCACAGGCCCAGGGCAGGGGAUCUACUGCUCCCCGGAAUCCCCCCUCAUGGUGGCGCCAAGAGGAGCUGCAAGAGUGCGGUCAUGAACAGCGGACUAUCCCCGUCUCCCUGCUCGUCCGCGUUGGUGGCUACAGCAAACUCCCCGCUAGGUCCCGUGGGAGUCCCCGGUUUAAAGCUCAAGUUUUGCCGUUACUACGCCAAGGAUAAGACCUGCUUCUACGGGGAUGAGUGUCAGUUCCUCCAUGAGGACCCGCUGGGGAUGCACGGUGGCAGUAGUCUGUCUACAGGGAACUCAGUCGUUUACCCGCAACCAGUGCUGCCAGGGCCUGUCAACCCAGCCAGCAAGAAGUUGGAGUUGGGGGGUCACACCGGACCGGGACUGGACACUCAACGCUUAACCAUUCCUGGAAUAGAUGGUGGUGCUUUAACAGAUACUAGUCUCACAGAUUCAUACUUCAGCACCAGCUUUAUUGGAGUGAAUGGAUUUGGGAGCCCUGCCGAAGCAAAAUACCCCAUGAUGCAGCGAAUGACAAACAGCAGCAGUUCACCAAGCCUUCUCAAUGAUAGUGCCAAGUCAUAUGCUGGCCAUGAUCCUCUAGGUUCCCCAGCUUCAACUCUGUUUAAUGACUUUGCGGGUCUCACCAUGUCUCAAAGAAGAAAGCCCAACUCCACCCACCAUUUGCCUUAUUUGGAGGAGCCAAUCUGGUCUUUGUCAGCAGACAACAGGACUAGCCACAGUCAUAAAGCACCUAAUCCAACUGCCAGUGAGUUUAUUCCAAAAGGAGGCUCUACUUCCCGGUUGAGUAAUAUGUCCCAGUCUAAUAUGUCUGCCUUUUCACAAGCCUUGUUCUCCCACCCUUCUAUGGGAAGUCCUGCUGGAGGUGGUCUUGUUCCAGGGAUGUCUCUCUCUGCUGGAUCUUCUCCUCUACAUUCCCCUAAAAUAACACCCCAUACGUCUCCUGCUCCCCGAAGGCGGAGCCAUACGCCGAAUCCAGCAAACUACAUGGUGCCCACUAGUGCCUCAACCCCAGUCACAAAUUCUGCUUCCCAGCCCCCAUCUGCAGGACAGAUUAUACAAAAAGAGACUGUAGGUGGAACAACAUAUUUCUACACGGAUGCAGCUCCAACACAACUUACAGGAAUGGUUUUCCCAAACUAUCACCUUUAUCCUCCAACAGCACCUCACGUUGCUUACAUGCAGCCAAAAGCAAAUGCACCUUCUUUUUUCAUGGCCGAUGAACUCAGACAGGAGUUGAUAAAUAGGCAUUUAAUAACAAUGGCUCAGAUUGAUCAAACUGAUAUGCCUGUACCAGCAGAAGUUGAUAGCUACCACAGCCUCUUUCCACUGGAACCACUGCCACCUCCCAAUCGAAUCCACAAAUCAAGCAACUUUGGAUAUGUAACAUCUUGUUACAAAGCUGUAAAUAGCAAAGAUGAUCUGCCAUACUGUUUGCGAAGAGUUCAUGGUUUUCGCCUAGUAAACACAAAAUGUAUGACGUUAAUUGACACGUGGAAAAAAAUUCAGCACUCCAACAUUGUUACCUUAAGAGAAAUGUUUACAAGCAAGGCAUUUGGAGAGCACUCUCUUGUGUUUGCUUACGACUUUCAUGCUGGAGGUGAGACCAUGAUGAGCAGACAUUUCAAUGAUCCAAGCGCUGAUGCCUAUUUCACCAAACGAAAGUGGGGCCAACAUGAUGGUCCAGUUCCCAGGCAACAUGCUGGGUUGCUUCCAGAAUCCCUCAUUUGGGCCUAUGUUGUCCAGCUAAGUUCUGCUUUGCGAACCAUUCACACUGCAGGACUAGCAUGUCGUGUAAUGGAUCCCACAAAAAUUCUUAUUACUGGUAAAACCAGGCUACGUGUUAAUGGUGUUGGAAUCUUUGAUGUCUUAACAUAUGACAGUAGUCAAAAUAAUCCUAUGGCUUUAAUGCCUCAGUACCAGCAAGCAGACCUGAUCUCAUUAGGGAAGGUUGUUUUGGCGUUGGCUUGCAACUCUCUGGCAGGAAUUCAUAGAGAUAAUCUGCAGAAAGCUAUGGAGCUUGUGACAAUCAACUAUUCCUCUGACUUGAAGAAUUUGAUUUUGUAUCUGCUGACAGAACAAAACAGACUGCGUAGUGUUAAUGAUAUAAUGCCAAUGAUUGGUGCUAGAUUUUAUACUCAGUUGGAUGCCGCCCAAAUGCGUAAUGAUGUUAUUGAAGAAGAUCUUGCAAAGGAGGUUCAAAAUGGAAGGUUGUUCAGACUCCUAGCAAAACUGGGAACAAUUAAUGAGAGACCGGAGUUCCAAAAAGACCCAGCCUGGUCAGAAACUGGAGACAGAUACUUGCUAAAGCUCUUUAGGGAUCAUCUUUUCCAUCAGGUGACAGAAGCAGGCACUCCAUGGAUUGACCUCAGUCAUAUUGUAACUUGUCUUAACAAGUUAGAUGCUGGUGUACCAGAAAAAAUUAGCCUCAUAUCCAGAGACGAGAAGAGUGUACUUGUGGUAACUUACAGUGAUCUAAAACGCUGCUUUGAAAAUACGUUUCAAGAACUGGUUGCAGCUGCAAAUGGCCAGUUGUAGUAUUUGCUGAAAGCAUGCAGGACAUUGCUGAGGAACUAAACCAAUAGCAAAUUGCACUACAGCUGAGUUAUCAUUGUCAUCUCAUUUCAUAUUGGGAAUUAAACAGGAGAUGAGCGAGGCUGCUUGCACUUCAGUCAGGUACACUGUUACUUGAAAAGAAGAAUGUUUCAUUUAUCCUAAAGCUAUGGCUGCCAAUGGAGGCUUUAUCUGUGAAGAAUUUUAUUUUAAAUAUAGGAACACCAUCAGGUGCAUGAUGUUCCUGCUUUUAUUUUUUCCACUUGUAUAUGCACUAAUUUUAAUUUUAAGACUUUCUGAUCUUCGAAGAUUUUGCCACCAUAUAUAAAUAUUGAGGGAACUUCUUUUUUUUUUUUUUAUCGUUUUUCAGGGGCACUGUUUUCUCAUCUGCAAUAUUACAAAAUGUACCUUAUGUGUGUUCAGUAGUGUAAAAGGACCAGGUAGUAAAGCAGUUUCCAUAUAAAUGUGUUGUAUGCAAGCUCUCUUUGGCACUUACAGUGAGUUGAUUGUAAAAAUCUGUAGGAACAAAUAAUGAGCGUAUAUAGUAAUGGUCAGCAAAGGUGUUUCUUUGUUUUGUUUUUUCUCAAUUGAUUAACACACAGUGAACACUCUUAUGAACUGCAUUUUUUUUUUCAGGGAGAACGAGAAAAUAUUUAUACAGAAAAGCAACCAGCUCCUUUGCAUUUUUUUUUAUUCUUCUCGAUAUUGGUUUGUGCAGGUUUCAUUAUGUUCUGAAUAUUGCAUUAUUGACCACAAGAUUCAUAACUUGAUUAUAUACAAUAUUUUAUUGCAUUCUUUAAGAACCACAGCUUUACUAGGGUACUUUACACUGGAUGUGGAGACACUGAUUUAACAAAGAAAACAUCAGCUUCCUGACUUCAUGUGCUUACAGCAUCAGAACCUGCAAAGAAAUGGGAAUUAUCUGCUGUGCCUUUUGCAGUCUGUGUAGCCCAAUAUUACCUUCCUUAUCACUAAAUUUACAUUACUUUUUCACUCCUUGAUUUAUUGUAAAAAAAAUAUCUUAGCACUAUGCGAAGUAUUCAGUGAAUUUCUAACAAAACACAUACUGAAAUUUGUAUUGAAGACUGCCAAAUAUAUUGAAAUUUUCUUGUAAAAUGAGGUUUAGUUUUUCAACCUCGUAGCACUGAAUGCUUAUGAUUUUUGUUUUUAUUGUGUGUAUCAUUUAUGUAUACACACACACAUACACACACACACAUACAUACACACACACACAUAUAUACACGCACACACACACACACACACACACACACACACACAUACAUACAUACAUACAUACAUACAUACAUACAUACACACACACACACACACACACACACACACACACACACACAUACACACACACACAUACAUACACAUAUAUAUAUAUAUAAUAUUGGACCUCUGGAGUGCUUUGUCGGGCAACUUCUAAUGAAAUAAGGAAAGUUCCAAGUGGUCAUACAAGACUUUUGAGAUGUUUUAUUUGAUGUACUGGCUUCAAUUUCGAUUAUUCUUAGUCUUCGCAAAUUCAGGGAAGUUGUACUUCUCGUGUUUUUUUUUUUUUUUUUUUUUUUUUUUAAGAAAACUGCUUACCUGGGGAUUAAAUUAAAGGAGGGACACAUUUUUGCUUUUGAAAGCUUACAAGAACAUGGAUAUCAUUCCUGCAUUUAAUGAAAAGUUGAAAGGUUUACAUUUUAGUAAUAUCAUCCGAGUUUAAAAAUCAAAUACUGCUUUUGAUUUGAUAUAUAUAUAUAUUAUUUUUUUUUUAAAUAAAACAUAAAUGUUUAGCCUUCAGAGAGUUGUUACAACUUGCCACAACAUUGCUCUUUUUUUAAUGUAAAGGUAAAAAAUAUCUUGGAUGAAAAACCAAGCAAGAACCGUCUUUUAUCAUUAGUGUAUGUAUGUGUGUAUGUAUAUAUAUAUAUAUAUAUAUAUAUAUAUAUAUAUAUAUAAGAGAGAAAAAAGCAGCUGUCUUUUUUUAUAUGUUUUUGACAAAUCAUUGCAAUUUUUUGUACAAAAAAUAACUUGUAUUCUUGAUGAACUAUGCUUAAUUUAUAAGAGGACUGCAUUUUUUCAUGGAAAAAAAAUCCUAUUAAUGUUGGAAGUAACUGAAAAUAAAUCAAAUACAGGUCUCUCCAGCACAGUAUAGGUUAAAGGGGAUCAUAUAUCCAUAUAUAUAUAUAUAUAUAUAUAUAUAUAUAUAUAAAUAAAUAUCCAUGUCGGAUAUCUUUUUGUUUAGUUUUGUAUUUCUUUUAGGAUUUUUUUUUUUUUUUUCUUUUUUUUAAAUUUUAUUUAUAUAUCUAUUUUUGGGGACCAAUAUUUUUGUGUAAAAUCAUAUGGCAGAGACGUCACAGGGCUUUCAACAUUAAUAAACCAGCAUACCUUCCUCUAUUAAGAAUUCUUUAAUUGCAUAUAAUUCUUAGUUGCAUACUGCUGUCAGUUUAUUUGCUUCACAACCAUACACUAUUCUCAGGAUUUAAUAAGAAAAUUACAAAAUAAUAAGAAAAUUACAAAAAUAUAAUAAUAAAUUGAAUAGCUAUUUCACCACAAACAUUUUCCCCAUAUUUGUUGAUGUUUGGUAAUACAGUACAUGCAUGCACUUUUCUUUCAUUAGUUGCAGUCUUAAUUUUGUAACCUUUUACUAAAACCUCACACUGGUGUUUUGGGUAACCAACAUUACCCCAUUUUAUUUUCCAUUAAAGAUUAUACUGACACAUCUGUUCAACAAUUGUAGCCGCACCUAGAUAUGGUUUAAGAAACAUUAAUCAUGCCAGGAUAUAACAGGCUGGGACUCUCCAUCGUUGUUUUUGUUGUCUGAUAAAAAGCACAGAAAGAACAUUUAAAAUUGUGAUGUUUAUCUUUUAACAAUUUUGUACAUGUUUUUAAUUUUUUAUUAACUGCUUUUUGUAAAUAUUUUUUUGUUGGUACAUACAUUUUUGCCUUUGAGUGCAUUCUGUAUUAUCAACAAAUUUCUUUGAAAAUCACCUAUAUGUUAAAGUUCUUGUGUCAUGGACUCCAAAUGUUACCCGUUUUCAUGUCUUUUCAGUUUUCACAUGUACAGCAGUAUUUUUUAAUAAAGGAUACCAGAAAUAA
Bombina bombina (fire-bellied toad) is the source of this 5875-nucleotide messenger RNA. It is a transcript of the gene PAN3, whose product is annotated as poly(A) specific ribonuclease subunit PAN3. Gene Ontology annotation, biological process: protein phosphorylation; mRNA processing; nuclear-transcribed mRNA poly(A) tail shortening. Lineage: Eukaryota; Metazoa; Chordata; Amphibia; Anura; Bombinatoridae. The transcript has 19 exons. The record is from RefSeq and is a predicted model, not a curated record. Gene Ontology annotation, molecular function: poly(A) binding; protein kinase activity; ATP binding. Bases 299 to 2770 code for a protein of 823 amino acids. Gene Ontology annotation, cellular component: P-body; PAN complex.